AUGUCUUUUGAUAUCGAACGUGUACGAAGCCAUUUCCCUGCGCUGGGCAAAAAGCAGGUGUAUUUCGAUAAUGCUGGAGGCUCUCAGGUUCUACAAGAAGUCAUUGAUUGCAUCGCGGCAUAUCUKGCAUCCAACAAUGUGCAGCUAGGAGCUUCAUACCCCAUCUCACAGGAAUCGACAAACCUCUUUGAACGAGGUUGCUCUGCUGUAGCACAAUACAUCAACACCACUCCAGAUUGCGUUGUGUUAGGUCCGUCAACAACCCAGUUGUUCCGAAAUCUAUCCCUUGCCUUGUUCGACUACAUCACCCCAGAUUYGGAGAUCAUUGUGUCUUUGCUGGAUCAUGAAGCCAACAUUGCAUCUUGGGUACAACUUGCGAAGUGGAAGGGAUGCACUCUUAAAUGGUGGGGUGCCGAAGACAAGCUCAACCCUCAGCUUGAUUGCAAUGUAUUGCGAGGACUCAUGACGAAGCAGACCAAGCUCGUCACUUGCACUCAUACGAGCAAUAUCUUGGGUACCAUUUCGGACAUCGCGGCCAUUGCCAAGACGGUCCAUGAAGUUCCUGGAGCGUUGCUUUGCGUUGAUGCAGUGGCAUAUGCUCCGCACAGAGCUGUUGAUGUUACAGAACUAGGUGUAGAUUUCUACUCCUUCUCGUGGUACAAGCUCUACGGGCCUCACAUCGCAUCAAUGUAUGCGUCAAAGGAGGCGCAAAAGUGUCUGACGACUUUGGGACAUUUCUUCAAGCCGACCGAGACUUUGGAUAACCUCCUUGGAUUGGCAGCCGCGAAUUAUGAGCUGACGGCGUCGAUUCCAGAGGUGUGCAAGUAUCUCGAGCAAGUGCCGUGGGAUGAGACGUCCAAGUAUGAGGAGAAACUGCAGGCGAUCCUCAUCGACUACCUCAACUCCAAGCCCGAUCGGUUUCAGAUUAUUGGUGAGCCAGUUGCCGACCGAGCGAAACGAGUGCCUGUCAUUUCGUUCUUGGUCAAGGGGAGGAGCAGCAAGGAGGUGGUGGAUGCGAUCGAGGCAAGAUCGGACUUUGGAUGUCGUUGGGGAGCAUUCUACUCCAAUAGACUGGCCGAACAGGUAUUGGGGUUGGAUCCCGUUGAUGGCGUGGUCCGUGUAAGCCUGCUACAUUAUAACACCGUGGAAGAAGUCAGUGGGUAUGUCGAGGUUCUUGACGCUGUCACGCAGUCAUAA
Molecule: messenger RNA, 1197 nt
Organism: Ramularia collo-cygni
Lineage: Eukaryota; Fungi; Ascomycota; Dothideomycetes; Mycosphaerellales; Mycosphaerellaceae
Product: related to selenocysteine lyase
Exons: 5
Coding region: 1-1197 (398 amino acids)
Source: RefSeq, a predicted model, not a curated record